AUGCCAUUACCGUCACCAUCUCCAUCAUCUCCAUCAUCCCCAUCACCCCCAUCAUCCCCAUCAUCCCCAAUCAUCCCAUCAUCCUCCAUCAUCCCCAUCAUCCCAUCAUCCCAUCACCCCCAUCAUCCCCAUCAUCCCCAUCAUCCCCAUCAUCUCCAUCAUCAUCAUCAUCCCCAUCAUCCCCAUCAUCAUCCAUCAUCCCAUCAUCCCCAUCAUCCAUCAUCUCCAUCAUCCCCAUCAUCCCCAUCAUCCCCCCCAUCAUCCCCAUCCCCAUCAUCAUCAUCCCAUCAUCAUCCAUCAUCCCCAUCACCCAUCAUCCCCAUAAUCUCCAUCAUCUCAUCACAUCCAUCAUCCUCAUCAUCCCCACAUCAUUCCCAUCAUCCCCAUCAUCAUCAUCUCCAUCACCCCCAUCAUCCCCAUCAACCCCAUCAUCCCCAUCACAAUCAUCAUCCAUCUUCUCCAACAUCCACAUCAUCCCAUCAUCCCCUUCAUCGCCAUCACCCCCAUCAUCCCCAUCAUCCCCAUCCCCAUCAUCUCCAUCAACUCCAUCAUCUCCAUGAGCACCUUCAUCCCCAUCAUCCCCCAUCAUCCCCAUCAUCUCCAUCAUCUCCAUCAUCCCCAUCAUCUCCAUCAUCCCCAUCAUCCCCAUCAUCUCCAUCAUCUCCAUCUCCAUCAUCAUCAUCCCCCAUCAUCAUCCAUCAUCUCCAUCAUCCCCCAUCAUCCCAUCACCCCCAUAACCCCCUUCAUCCCCAUCAUCAUCCCUCAUCAUCUCCAUCAUCUCCAUCAUCCCAUCAUCAUCCAUCCAUCCCCAUCAUCCCCAUCACCCCCAUCAUCCAUCAUCCCCAUCCCCAUCACCCCCAUCAUCUCCAUCAUCCCCAUCACCCCCAUCAUCUCCAUCAUCCCAUCAUCCCCAUCAUCCCCAUCCCCGAAUCCCCAUCAUCUCCAUUAUCUCCAUCACCCUCUCAUCCCCCAUCACCCCCAUCAUCUCCAUCAUAUCCAUCAUCCCCAUCAUCUCCAUCAUCUCCAUCACCCUCUCAAUCCAUCAUCAUCACCCCCAUCAUCUCCAUCAUCCCCAUCAUCCCCAUCAUCCCCAUCAUCUCCAUCAUCCUCCAUCAUCCCAUCAUCAUCCCCAUCAUCUCCAUCAUCCACAUCAUCCCCCAUCAUCAUCCCCAUCAUCUCCAUCACACCCAUCAUCGUCAUCAUCUCCAUCAUCUCCAUCAUCCACAUCAUCCACAUCAUCCCCCCAUCACCGCAUCAUCCCCAUCACCCCCAUCAUCCCCAUCACCCCCAUCAUCCCCAUCAUCCCCAUCCAUCAUCUCCAUCCCCAUCAUCCCCAUCAUCCCCAUUCACCCAACAUCCUCAUCAGACACAUCAUCCCCUCAUCAUCAAACCCCAUCACCCCCAUCACCCCCAUCAUCCACAUCUCCUCCAUCAUCCCCAUCAUCCCCAUCAUCCCCAUCAUCAUCCAUCAUCCCCAUCAUCUCCAUCAUCCCCAUCAUCCCCAUCACCCCCAUCACCCCCUUCAUCCCCAUCAACCCCAUCAUCCCAUCAUCCCACAUCCCCAUCAUCCCCAUCAUAUCCAUCAUCUCCAUCAUCCCCUUCAUCCCCAUCACCCCCAUCAUCCCCAUCACCGCCAUCACCCCCAUCAUCCCCAUCAUCUCCAUCAUCUCCAUCAUCCCCAUCACCCCCAUUACCCUCUUCAUCCCCAUCAUCCCCAUCAUCCAUCAUCCCCAUCAUCCCCAUCAUCCCCCAUCAUCAUCCAUCAUCCCCAUCAUCCCCUUUCAUCCCCAUCACCCCCAACAUCCCCAUCACUGCCAUCAUCCCUCAUCAUCCCCAUCAUCUCCAUCAUCUCCAUCAUCCCCAUCAUCGUCCCCAUAA
Molecule: messenger RNA, 1878 nt
Organism: Danaus chrysippus (African queen)
Lineage: Eukaryota; Metazoa; Arthropoda; Insecta; Lepidoptera; Nymphalidae
Source: the annotation of a GenBank genome assembly